Messenger RNA from Ficedula albicollis (Collared flycatcher), 877 nucleotides. It is a transcript of the gene ZFTRAF1, whose product is annotated as cysteine/histidine-rich 1. The transcript is spliced from 4 exons. Bases 40 to 864 code for a protein of 274 amino acids. The record is from RefSeq and is a predicted model, not a curated record. Lineage: Eukaryota; Metazoa; Chordata; Aves; Passeriformes; Muscicapidae. Gene Ontology annotation, molecular function: zinc ion binding. Gene Ontology annotation, cellular component: nucleus.
GGAAUAAUUUUAUUUUUUCCAGUGCACCACGGGCACCUGAUGUGUGCCGGGUGUUUCAUCCACCUGCUGGCCGACUCGCGGCUGAAGGAGGAACAGGCCACCUGCCCCAACUGCCGCUGCGAGAUCUCCAAGAGCCUCUGCUGCCGCAACCUGGCCGUGGAGAAGGCGGUGAGCGAGCUGCCGGCCGAGUGCGGCUUCUGCGCCCGCCAGUUCCCCAGGUCCCUGCUGGAGAGGCACCAGAAGGAGGAGUGCCAGGAUAGGGUGACGCAGUGCCGGUACAAGCGCAUCGGCUGCCCCUGGCAGGGGCCGUUCCACGAGCUCUCGGUGCACGAGGCCGAGUGUUCGCACCCCACCAAGACGGGCAACGAGCUGAUGGAGAUCCUGGACGAGAUGGACCAGAGCCGCCACAAGGAGAUGCAGCUCUACAACAGCAUCUUCAGCCUGCUCAGCUUCGAGAAGAUCGGAUACACCGAGGUUCAGUUCCGCCCGUACCGCACCGACGACUUCAUCACGCGCCUGUACUACGAGACGCCGCGCCUCACCGUGCUCAACCAGACCUGGGUGCUCAAGGCGCGCGUCAACGACUCGGAGCGCAACCCCAACCUGUCGUGCAAGCGCACGCUGAGCUUCCAGCUGAUCCUCAAGAGCAAGGUCCAGUCCCCCAUGGAAUGCUCCUUCCUGCUGCUCGAGGGGCCCUACGACGACGUCAAGAUCAACCCCGUCAUCUACCACUUCGUCUUCAGCAACGAGAGCAACGAGACCGACUACAUGGCGCUGCCCAUCGUCGACUCGGUGGAGUGCAACAAACUGCUGGCGGCCAAGAACAUCAACCUGCGGCUUUUUAUAUUCCAGAUCCAAAAAUAAUAAAAGAACGACU